AGGGGCGGGGCAAUGACGUCACAAAGCUCCUGCUCCCUAUGACGGUAUGGCGUGGCAGAGAGAUUUACAGACACGGAGAGCAGGGGAAAGGCUGUGUGGGGUCUGAGGACAAAGAGGUUUCCCUCGCCUACUUCCACGCUCCUCGCCAAGCCAAAUGGUGGUAAUCCUAAGGAACACAUUCAAAUGAUGCUGGCAACGGCACGCAGCGGAUUCUGGGAUUUGUAGGCGACUCUGGGGCCACGGUCCAGGCAACAGAGAGGGAGAGACGCAGGUUUGUGACUACAAACAAUCCCAGUAUGCAUGGCGCCGCCUGGACGCCAUUUUUGUAGUUCUAGCAUACAAUCCCAGAAGUCCCUGCUCCGAAGCCAUGUUUGUAGUUUUCGCGCCGGUAAAUCUAAGCCGCGAUUCCUCUUGGGACUCUUGGGACUUCCGUGACCAGCAAGAGCUCUGAAGUGAGAAACGAAGGGAUAAAGAGAUUAAACCAGAAGAAAAUGAUGUGGUGACUGUUUUUGAGCCCAGCUAUUCCAUAUGGAAUGCAGUGUAUGCAGUGUCCCAUGCCCUCCAUAAAACGCUGUUGAGCAAAAUUGAAAUGGGACCUAAAGAAGACAGAAACAUGGACUGGCUUCUUCCAUGCCAGGUAAGCCUCACUCAUAAGCAAGGGAAGCACCGGGAUCUUAUAUUAUUGAAUGCAUUGACCUACAAUGAUGUGCAUGUGAACUUCACUCGAGAAGAGUGGGCUUUGCUGGAUCCUUCCCAGAGGAAUCUUUACCAAGAUGUGAUGCUGGAGACCUACAGGAAUCUCACUGCUAUAGGCUACAGUUGGGAAGAUCAUAAUAUUGAAAAGCAUUGUCAGAGUUCUAGAAGACAUAUAAGGUAUGAAAAUACUCAUAGUGGAGACAAACCCCCUGAAGAUACUCAAUAUGGUGAAGUCUUUACACAUCACAGGAGUCCCCACACAUAUGAAAGUAAGCAUAUUCGUGAGGACCGCUAUGAAUCAAACCAAUAUGGUAACGCUUUUGCACAUAACAGUCAUCUCCUAAGACAUAAAAGGACACAUAUAGCAGAGAUAUCUGAUGAAUGUAACCAAUGUGGCAAAGCCUUUGCAGGUAACAGUACUCUUAUAAUACAUAAAAAAGCUCACACUGGGGAGAAACGUUAUGAAAGUAACCAAUGUGGUAAAGCCUUGGCAAAUAAUGGUUAUCUCCUAAGACAUAGAAGAACUCACAAUGGAGAAAAACCCUAUGAAUAUAACCAGUGUGGUAAAGCCUUUGCAUACAACAAUGGUCUCCUAAUACAUAAAAGAACUCACACUGGAGAAAAACCUUAUGAAUGUAACCAAUGUGGUAAAGCCUUUGUACAGAGGAGUACUCUCCUAUUACAUAACAGAACUCACACGGGAGAGAAACCCUAUAAAUGUAACCAGUGUGGUAAAGCCUUUGCAUACAACAAUGGUCUCCUAAUACAUAAAAGAACUCACACUGGAGAAAAACCUUAUGAAUGUAACCAAUGUGGUAAAGCCUUUGCACAGAGGUGUACACUCCUAUUACAUAACAGAACUCACACGGGAGAGAAACCCUAUGAAUGUAACCAGUGUGGUAAAGCCUUUUCAAACAGGUAUAUUCUCCUAGUACAUAACAGAACUCACACUGGUGAAAAACCUUAUAAAUGUAACCAGUGUGUUAAAGCCUUUUCAUCUAAACAAAAGCUCCUACUACAUAAAAGAAUUCACACUGGAGAGAAACCCUAUGAAUGUAACCAGUGUGGUAAAACCUUUGCAUCCAACUACGUUCUCCUAAUACAUAAAAGAGUUCACACAGGAGAGAAACGUUAUCAAUGUAACCAAUGUGGUAAAGCCUUUUCGCAGAACAGUCAUCUCCUAAGACAUAAAAGAACUCACACUGGAGAAAAACCUUAUGACUGUAACCAAUGUGAUAAAGCCUUUGCAUCUAACACUGAACUCCUAAUACAUAAAAGAACUCACACAGGAGAAAAACGUUAUGAAUGUAACCAAUGUGAUAAAGCCUUUGCAUGUAACAGUAAUCUCUUAAGACAUAAAAGAAAUCACACUGAAGAAAAACCCUAUGAAUGUAACCAAUGUGGUAAAGCCUUUGCAUGUAACAGUGAUUUCAUAAGACAUAAAGGAACUCACACUGGAGAAAAACCUUAUGAAUGUAUCCAAUGUGGUAAAACCUUUGCACAGAGGUAUACUCUCCUAGUACAUAACAGAACUCACACUGGAGAAAAACCCUAUGAAUGUAACCAAUGUGAUAAAGCAUUUGCACAGAACAGUAGUCUCCAAAUACAUAAACGAACUCACACGGGAGAGAAACCUUAUGAAUGCAACGAAUGUAGUAAAGCCUUUGCAUGUAACAGUGUUCUCCUAAGACAUAAAAGAACUCACACUGGAGAGAAACCUUAUGAAUGUAACCAAUGUGGUAAAGCCUUUGCAUAUAACAGUGUUCUCCUAAGACAUAAAAGAACUCACACUGGAGAGAAACCUUAUGAAUGCAAUGAAUGUCGUAAAGCCUUUGCACAGAACAGUCAUCUGGUAGUACAUAAAAAAAUUCACACUGGAGAGAAAUCUUAUGAAUGUACCCAAAGUGAUAAAGUCUAUGCAUUUCAGAGUAGUCUAUAAAGUCUAUGCAUUUCAGAGUAGUCUCUGAAGACAAAAAGAACACAUCCUGGAGAAAAACCUUAUGAAUGUAAGCCGUGUGGAAUCACCUUUUUACAACAGUCUCAUAAUAAAGUCUUUUCAUGUAAGAGUCAUCUUGAACAAGAACACUUAUUGGAGUGAAACCCUAUAAAUGUAACCAACGUGUGAAAAACUUCUCAUGCCAUAAUAAUCUCCAUCUACAUAGAAGAAUGCACACUGGAGAGAAACAUUACAAAUGUAACCAAUGUGAUAGAGCAUUUUGACAUAAUAGUAAUCUCCCAUGACAUAAAAAAGACAUACUGGAGAGAAACCAUAUGAAUGUAAGCAAUGUGGAAAGGCUUUGCAUGUAACAGUCAUCUCCUAAUACAUAAAAGAGCUCACACUCGAGAGAAACCUUAUUAAUGUAACCUAUGUGGUAACAUACUUUCUCCAGCAGGGAUACAUUUCAUAAACAUUCCCAAAUGAUACCACCAACUGAGAAGGAUUCAUUUCUCUGACUUCAAAUGUACGUGUUUGAUUUCUGUUACAUGAAAGAAUUCAUGAUGAAGAAAACAUUUAUAGAUAAGCCUGUAGUUGCCUCAACACCUGAGUUCAGUAAUGAAUGCUUAUAUAAGUAAAACAUUCAUGAGUAAACAUAUUUAAGAAUUAGUUUUAAUUUCCAUUAUGUGAUAACAGUUUGUCUUUGUGUUUUUGAUGUGCCUGUCCUUUCUAGUUUCCAUGAAGACCAGACCUUAUCGUCUGGUCUUUCUGAGACCAGAUCUUCUCAUACCAGGAAUUCUAGAAAGUUGUCAAAAACCUUACCUAGGUCCUGGGAAUGAACUUGUCUUAACUGCAAAGCCAUGUCUCUAGUACUGUAAAUAUAUUAUAUUAUCGUGAUGUCAGGAAGUAGAAAAGAAUUCAUAGGAGAGCAACCCUAUUUGUACAAAGGAGUUGAUUACUUUGUACAUAAUAAAUGUAUCCAUUUUCAAGAAAAGAACCUUUUUUGUAUCUGUUUUUAUCAUAGCCUUGGAGGAAGUAAAUUAUUUACCAUGUUCCCUUAAAUGUAAUGGAGCAGAACACCAUUUGUGAUUGUGGUCUGAAUUUUGAACAUUGGAGUAGGGAUUGAAUUUGCUGUAUGUGUAGCAAAUCCAUUCACAGAAGUUUAUGAGGUUGUUCUGAUAUUCCUUCUGUGGUGGCUGUUCGUAUUCUAAUGCAUUUCCACUUGGUGAAAGGUAUUUUUCUGUGCAAUGUAUAGAAUGUGAUCCCCAUCAUCUAAUUGGUCCAUUGCUUAUUUAUAUCAGGCAGUCUGUGAUCAUAGUUUUCAAGGAAGGGUCUCUGAGAACGUGUGGUAUUUUUUUUUUAUGUUUUCACAAAUUCAUUUAAAAUGUUUGUUUUUAAGCCUUGCUUGGAUAUCAAUAAUUAAGAAAUGCUCAAUAGUAUGUGUGUGUGUAUAUAUAUGUAUAUGUUGUUUGAAGUUCCAUGUUUCUGCAUUUUCCCACAUUUACUAUAUGGCACAUCAUCUUCCUAGAGAUUUAUCUAGCUUUCUUAGAGAUUUAUCUAGCCUUCUUAGAGAUUUAUCUAGAGGUGCUAGUUAAUGUAACAGCAAUGAGAUUUAUUUCAAAACAUGUUGUGUGUUUAGUGGACUAUUCAUUCUUAGGCUAUGACAGAUAUAUGAAGACUGUGUGACACUUUGUGGGGUUUAUUUUAGUCAUGCUUAUAUGAUCUUCAAGUUUAUGUCGUCAGUUUUGCAUAACACAGUCUUUCCACUGAGCACAUUGACAUGCACAAAAUUUAGUUGAAACAUUACAUCAGUACAAUAUUGUAUUUUAUUCAGAUUAUGAAUAUAUUGUCAUCAGAAAAUGGAAGAAUAUAAAAUGAUUUGAAUAAUAAAUGCUACUUGCAAAUGAAAAU
Messenger RNA from Meriones unguiculatus (Mongolian gerbil), 4543 nucleotides. RefSeq names its product zinc finger protein 431-like. The record is from RefSeq and is a predicted model, not a curated record. NCBI's taxonomy places the organism in Eukaryota, Metazoa, Chordata, Mammalia, Rodentia, Muridae. Gene Ontology annotation, biological process: regulation of transcription by RNA polymerase II. The transcript has 5 exons. Gene Ontology annotation, molecular function: RNA polymerase II cis-regulatory region sequence-specific DNA binding; DNA-binding transcription factor activity. The coding region runs from base 590 to 2635 and encodes 681 amino acids.